This is a messenger RNA of Morone saxatilis (striped sea-bass), 2350 nucleotides long. RefSeq lists its product as uncharacterized. The record is from RefSeq and is a predicted model, not a curated record. Lineage: Eukaryota; Metazoa; Chordata; Actinopteri; Moronidae. Bases 212 to 736 code for a protein of 174 amino acids. The transcript is spliced from 4 exons.
UGUGGUGUGUGUUGUGUGAGUGAGGACGUACAGAGCAAUAACUGUAUCCCUCAGUCCAAAAGUCAGCGCUGCUCUGCUGAAGCUGCUGAUGCUGCUGAUGCUGCUCCGCAUACCGGCACACCGGCGCAGCUCAACCUCGGGACAGGGACCAAACAUCAGGCCAUAGGGUGGUGUGAAGGUUAUUGAGCUGAUCGGACAGAUACCAGUCGCUAUGGAGCUGCACCUGUUCGCCACGGCCUGUCUCCUCUUUGGCAGGAUAAUGAUGACUCAUCAGACUCACAUGAACUCAGUGACUACGUUUCUGUUCACUCCACGCGGGCCUCAGAUGUUUCCGUGUCUAACUUACCUGGAGCGGUACGUCAGAGUGGACUGCGAGUUUCCAGCCACCUACCAGGUCCCCGGGCCCUACUGUGAAUAUCGGCAGGACAGCCGGCUGGUGGGCAGCACCUACCCCAACGCCAUUGUCUAUGUGUCCGCAGAGGACCGCAGGAGGAGCAACGUCAGCCUGGUCAAUCCCAAUUUGUGCCGCCUCACCUGGGCCCCACUGGCUGAUGAGAAGCCUUUCACCUACACCUGCAGGGUUUACCAGGGCAGCAGCUGGAAGGAGAACAGCAUGGCCGUCCAUCACAGGAUUCUUCCAAUCUGCUCUGCAAUCAGCGUAAUGUGCCAAUCAGCGCCAUGGCUUUUGUCACUGGUGAUGUCACUUCCUAUGGCUGUGGGUCUUCUGAGUCCAUGAACUUCACUUUCACAGGGAUACAACUCAAUGGACUUCAUCCAGGAUUUGUGACUUACUCUGGUUUGAUGGUUGGUGGUUGACUCUGAUGAUUUUAUUUUAUUUUUUAUUUUUUAGGCAGAGAGUAGAAGCCAUGACAACCCCUCAAAAUAAAUAAGACGUAAAUCAACCUCUCAUUGAGCAUUGGAUUAUUCUUUAAAGAUGUAAAAUUAUGAUGUUAUAGAAUAAAAUAAAAUGUUAAUUUUCUAUUAUAGUAGCUAUUAAAAAGAGCAGAUUGCAAUCAGUUUUUUAAUCUGUUGUCUUGAUCAGGUCCCCCUUGUAAAUAAGAUUCAUUGGGACCUAUACCUACAUUAUAUAAACAGUCAACAGUAAAUAUUAAUUUUGUGGUUUUGUAUUUUUUUUUUAAGAAAAAGAGAUGCUUCCUAUAGAUUUUUAUUGCAUCUUAUUGCGGUACCGGACACAAAUGGGUGUAAUUAUGUUCCCUGACAUUAAAAGUGGAGAGCUUCCCUCGACACUAAAUGAAUGGAGUGCCCAUUGAUUGGAUUUAUUAUGCUACACAUUUAUCAAACGUUACAGCUUUUUGUCUGUCAGUUCAACCCCUGAUUUGGAUUACAUUACAGUCUCACUAGUUUGCUCAGCUCUACAGCGCGGUAUAUAGUAUGCAUUAUAGACAGGUAUUCAGGGGGCUGAUAUGGCUGUUGAGUAAUCGUAAAGAAUAACUGCUCAAACACUGCCUUUCCUACUAGCUAAUGCUAAUACCUUCAGUACCUUAAAAUAAAACAAAGACGUCAGUACAAUGGACGCCCAUGUGAGAUUCACCUGCUUAUAGCAAAGUAGUUCAAACUGUCUUUUUUCUACUCACACAUGGUGCAAUAUCAGUUUAUUCCCCCAUGGGCAGCAAUAAAACAAAUACUUAACGUGAUUGGGAAGAUAGUUCUUUACUUGAAGAUCUUUGGACAAAAGACUUUAAUGUCAGUUUCACUCGGUGCUUUGAUGCUAAUUUGUCCUACAGCCUAAAAAUGCAUGCAGAUGUGUAACUGUUUUAACUUCUAGUUUGCGGAGACCAUAUAAUGAUGUGGUUGAGGUGGAGGUCUCACAUUGAGAGUGAUACUGCAGCUGAAUAAAUGACCUAUUUCUUAAGCAGGUCAAGUAAUAACUCAUGAACAGACAUUGAGUAUAUGGUGAAAGCAAGAGGUGGUGGAAGUGGUUUUGCACAGUAAAUAUUCAUGGUAAUAAUCAAUGUGUUUAAAUUAGACAUUGCUCUCCUCCUGUACAAGUAUGCAUGUGUUAAUGCACACACACAGACAAUAUGUGUAUGAACUGUAUGAGAAUAUUGUAGCUUUAUGGGUUUUUAAAAAACGGCCUCCAUUUGAAUAUUUUAUGUCUCCGUUUACACACCUUCCACACUGUCUAAACACACACAUUUAACGCCUUUAUAUUAUAUAUCUCUGUAUGCUGCAUACUUAUUUCAGCCUGCUAUUUUUUACUUUGAUGCCACAUUUCUAAUUAUGUCCACAGUGCAUUACUGCUUUAUGUUGCCUUCAUUUUGAAGAUGCCACGCUGAUCAGUAUUAUUUGCAAAGUAGUACUUGUAAUAAAGAUGUCUUAUAUUUUUCAA